Molecule: messenger RNA, 2537 nt
Organism: Phialemonium atrogriseum
Lineage: Eukaryota; Fungi; Ascomycota; Sordariomycetes; Cephalothecales; Cephalothecaceae
Product: acetyl-CoA synthetase-like protein
Exons: 5
Coding region: 353-2425 (690 amino acids)
Molecular function (GO): propionate-CoA ligase activity
Source: RefSeq, a predicted model, not a curated record
AUCUACUGAUAACGGUUCUGCCCAAUCGGCAUGGUGGUGGAUCCAAAAUCCCGGGCCGUUACCGAAGGUUUUGGUUACUGCUGUCGGGGAAACGGAAUGAGGGGUGUGACAACCACACGUCAGCCUCCAUAUGGGGAUCUGGGGGGUUGUGGAGGGGCGCUAUGGUCUCACAACCGAGGAUCAGAGUACUCGAUGCGAACGACCGAUGAAACUAGAUAUGCUGAUUUAAGUUCCAAGAUUAUCCCAUUGUCCCAUUCUCUCCCCCUUCUUCCCGAAUCCGUUGAGGUCAAAAGUGUAUGCUAUUGGUUGUCAAGUGACUACCCAGUGAGGCAGUCUUCCAAGUUCGGACAAGAUGGAUCACCCACAAGACGAAGUCCAACACCACUCGCUCAGUGACCCGGAGGGUUUCUGGGCCCACCAAGCCGAGCACUUGUACUGGCAUAAGAAGCCGUCCGCGGUCCUCUCGCGGAGGGCGAAGACGCUGAAGAGCGGUGAGACCCACGACCACUGGGAGUGGUUCCCAGAUGGCGAGAUAUCGACCUGCUACAACUGCGUCGACCGCCAUGUCCACGCCGGCCACGGCGACCUGCCCGCCAUCCUGUACGACAGCCCCGUCACCAAAACCAAGCAGAGGAUCACGUACAAGCAGCUCCUCGACGAGGUCGAGACCUUCGCCGGCGUCCUCCGCCAAGAGGGCGUCAAAAAGGGGGAUGUGGUCCUCGUCUACAUGCCCAUGGUCCCCGCCGCGCUGAUCGGCAUCCUCGCCGUCAACCGGCUCGGGGCGAUCCACGCCGUCGUCUUCGGCGGCUUCGCGGCCGGCGCGCUGGCGCAGCGCAUCGAGGCGUCGCGGCCGGCGGCCAUCCUGACGGCGUCGUGCGGCAUCGACGGCGGCAAGCCGCCCAUCCCGUACCGCGACCUCGUCGCCGAGGCCGUCCGCCUCAGCCCCUGGAAGCCCCCACGCACCGUCAUCUGGCAGCGCGAGCAGCUCGGCUGGCACCCGAUCCGCAAGACCGAGGGCGAGCGCAGCUGGCAGAACCUGGUCAAGAGCGCGAGGGCGAGGGGCGUCAAGGCCGACUGUGUCCCCGUUAGGUCGACUGACGGCAUCUACAUCAUUUAUACGAGCGGCACGACGGGCCUGCCGAAGGGGGUGGUGAGGGAUAGCGGCGGGCAUGCCGUGGGGUUGCAUCUGUCCAUCAGCUAUUUGUUUGGUAUCCACGGGCCGGGCGACGUGAUGGGCUGCUUCAGCGAUAUCGGCUGGGUAGUCUCCCACAGCUACACGCUCUACGGGCCGCUGUUGACCGGUGCCGCCACCGUCCUCUACGAGGGUAAGCCGGUCGGGACACCCGACGCCUCCGCGUUCUGGAGGCUCAUCGAGGAGUACAAGAUCAACACCAUGUUCACGGCGCCGACGGCUCUGAGAGCCAUCCGCAAAGACGACCCGGAGAACAAGGCGCUUGCGGCGGUAGCGGAACGCGGGGGGCUCAAAAGCCUGAAGGCCAUCUUUCUGGCUGGCGAGAGGUCCGAGCCCGCCAUAAUAACCAUGUACCAGGAUCUCCUGAAGAAGUACGCCGCCGAGAACGCACACGUCAUCGACAACUGGUGGUCUUCUGAGUCCGGCUCGCCCAUCUCGGGCAUCGCCCUGGUACCGCACGCGGGCAAGGACCGGAAGACAAGCCAGAAGGGGCAUCCGCCCUUGGAGAUCAGACCCGGCAGCGCGGGCAAGGCCAUGCCGGGCUUCGACGUGCGGGCCGUCGAUGAUGACGGCAACGAGGUACCCAGGGGCAAGAUGGGCAACAUCGUGCUGGCCGCGCCCCUGGCCCCGACGGCGUUCCGCACGCUCUGGGAGGACGAGGAACGCUUCUACAAGGGAUACCUGCGGCGCUUCGGUGGCAGGUGGGUGGAUACCGGCGAUGCUGGCUUUGUCGAUGAGAAGGGGUAUAUCCAUAUUAUGGCACGGUCUGAUGAUAUCAUCAACGUCGCAGCGCAUCGACUGAGUACCGGUACCCUUGAGCAAGCGAUAACAAGCCACCCGGAGGUCACAGAGGCGUGCGUGGUAGGCAUCCCCGACGCCCUCAAGGGCCAGAUGCCGUUCGCGUUCGUCGGGGCGGGCGGCGACGUGUCGGACGAGCGGCUCCUGGCCGAGAUACAGGGACUCGUGCGCGGGCAGGUCGGGGCGAUCGCGACGCUGGGGGGCAUGAUCCGCGGGCCCGGCAUGAUCCCCAAGACGCGGUCGGGCAAGACGCUGCGCCGGGUGCUGCGCGAGCUGCUCGAGAACGCCGUCAACGGCGAGUUCGACAAGCCCGUCAACGUGCCCUCCACCGUCGAGGACGCCUCCGUGGCGGACGUGGCGAGGGAGAGGGUCAGGGCAUACUUUGCCGAGAGGGGAGACCGGCAUAGGUCGAUCGAGGCGAAGGCUAAGCUGUGAGGGGGAGGGGCCGCCCUGUUGUCUUUGUGGAAAUGCGAUGUACCUCUUGGGUGUUUUAUGAAGCAAUACUCCGACAGGAUGAUUAGUGUAGUCGUGAGGCUAGGAAUCUGGA